UCAAUCAUUUAUUCCUUAAUUUAUUUCCUAAUUGGUUCUCUUUGAAUUGUGAGACAGAGAAAAGAAUGUGCUCCUGGUUGAGCGCAAGAAAGAAGAGAGAAACAAAGGAGAGAUCCUUCCUGAAAAAUGGAGGCCAGAUUUUAGAAGAAUUGAUCGCCUCUUGUGAUGGAAAAUGUAAUCCAAUACAAACCUUCUCAGAAAAAGAGCUCAACAGAGCAACCAACAACUACAAUCAAGAUCGUAUUCUGUUCAUGGACUGGGGCUAUGCCUUGUAUAAGGGAAACUAUAGAGACCGUAACAUUUUAGUUAAGAAAUACUUGUGCAAGCUAGAGAAUCACAACGAAAUUUGUACAGUCUUGGAUGGUACUGUGAAUGAAAUAGUGAUAGGAUCCCAGAUGAAUCACAAGAAUGUGUUGAAACUCUUAGGUUACUGUUUAGAGACCCAAAUUCCAAUCCAAGUUUAUGAAUUUGCACCACACGGGGAUCUCUACAGCCAAGUCUGUGCCAGUGAACCUGACAAACCUUCAAUAUUAACAACUCAGUUAACACUAAAUUGGGAGAAUAGAUUAAGGAUUGCCACAGAGGUUGCUGAUGCAAUAACCUAUUUGCACAUGGCCGGUUCGAGACCCAUCAUACACAGAGACAUCAAACCCAGUAACAUUUUCUUGGAUCAACACUGUGUUGCCAAGCUCUCUGACUUCACACACUCGAUAAGAAUCCCAUUGGGUGAAAUGCAUGUCAAAGAUGACAUAAGAGGGACUUUUGGAUUCAUUGCUCCAGAGUAUUGUAAGACAGGUCUCAUAACAGAGAAAGCUGAUGUUUUCAGCUUUGGAAUGCUUCUACUUGAGAUUCUAAUGGGAAGGACGCCUCUCAAUUUUCAACAUCCAGCUGAGGACUUAGACUUCACGUUUUGGGAACAUGUGAGAUCAUUUGUUGAAAAUAACCCACUUAGUAUGAUUGUGGAACCUGCAAUUUUGGAAGAGAAAGGGAUCGAGGAACAGUUGCAAGCAUUUACCAAGCUGGCUAUGAGAUGCAUCCCUGGAGCGGCAGAGGAAAGGCCAACUAUGAUGGAAGUAGCAAAAGAGCUUAGACAAAUUAGAAGGUGUCUCAGUCCAGUGCCUGCACAGUAA
Messenger RNA from Telopea speciosissima, 1130 nucleotides. RefSeq names its product non-functional pseudokinase ZED1-like. Bases 66 to 1130 code for a protein of 354 amino acids. Gene Ontology annotation, cellular component: plasma membrane. Lineage: Eukaryota; Viridiplantae; Streptophyta; Magnoliopsida; Proteales; Proteaceae. The transcript has a single exon. Gene Ontology annotation, biological process: protein phosphorylation; cell surface receptor signaling pathway. The record is from RefSeq and is a predicted model, not a curated record. Gene Ontology annotation, molecular function: ATP binding; protein serine/threonine kinase activity.